CGGCCGCCGGAAGAGGAAGUUUCGCCUCCGAACGCUCCCUCGCUCGUCCGAAUUCGGUGGCGCCACGUCCGCCGGUCUCCGCCUUCUGCACCGCGACCCGAGCUGCUUCCGCCUCGACACCUUCCACUCACGAAGCCGGCUGCGGCGUGAAGGGGCUACGACAGGGAGUCGGGUGACUCUGCGCAUCCUGGCCAGCUAACAGGCGAAGAUGUCGGACAUCGGGGACUGGUUCAGGAGCAUCCCAGCCAUCACGCGCUAUUGGUUCGCCGCCACCGUUGCGGUGCCCUUGGUCGGUAAACUCGGUCUCAUCAGCCCGGCCUACUUCGUCCUCUGGCCCGAAGCCUUUCUCUACCGAUUCCAGAUUUGGAGACCAGUCACUGCCACCUUUUUCUUCCCUGUGGGUCCAGGAACUGGAUUUCUUUAUUUGGUCAAUUUAUAUUUCUUAUAUCAGUAUUCUACGCGACUCGAAACAGGUGCUUUCGAUGGGAGGCCGGCAGACUACUUAUUCAUGCUCCUCUUUAACUGGAUUUGCAUCGUGAUUACCGGCUUAGCGAUGGACAUGCAGUUGCUAAUGAUCCCUCUGAUCAUGUCAGUGCUUUAUGUCUGGGCCCAGCUGAACAGAGAAAUGAUUGUGUCGUUUUGGUUUGGAACACGAUUUAAGGCCUGCUAUCUACCCUGGGUUAUCCUUGGAUUCAACUACAUCAUCGGGGGCUCGGUAAUCAAUGAGCUCAUUGGAAAUCUGGUUGGACACCUUUAUUUCUUCCUAAUGUUCAGAUACCCAAUGGACUUGGGAGGAAGAAAUUUUCUAUCCACACCUCAGUUUCUGUACCGCUGGCUCCCUAGCAGGCGAGGAGGGGUGUCGGGGUUCGGCGUGCCCCCUGCGAGCAUGAGGCGAGCUGCUGAUCAGAAUGGUGGAGGCGGCAGACACCACUGGGGACAGGGUUUUCGGCUGGGGGACCAGUGAAGGAGUGGCCUCUGGCCUGCCCACCAGCCACUCUGCUCAGUUGAAUUUUUCCUCCCAGUGCUGGGCGUGCUUAACGCUCGAGUUCUGGCAGACACUGGUGGACCUGACCCACACUGAAUGUAGUCUUUCAGUACAAGACAACAUUUUUUAAAUGCUGAAGGAAAAUAUAAGUGUUCCUCAAGUUUUCCUGAUUCUCAUUCAAGUCCUUACUGCUAUGAAGAACAAACGUCAACUGUGCAAAGUUCAGAAAUGACUCUAGUUUGGGGCGUCUCCUCUUCCUUUUCCAUCUGAAUAAUGGGUUUUGGUAGGUCCUUGUCUGCUUUCACCAACCUGGGCAUCGGGUUGGGCCACCAAAUCUUUGUCAAAGGGACUCUUGCCUGUUCCUUGCACACAUCCCUUCCUCCUACUUUUUUCCAACCCCCAGACUUGCAACUAGAGGAGGCUGCCCAUAAACUGGUUCUGCCUUUGACAAGCUCUCUUAUUUAUUGACUUUUGCCAAGGCUUGGUCACGAAAAGCGUGUGCAAACCUUUCUUCCCUUGGGUGGCAGAACUGUAACAAUAGGGGGAAGACUUGGAACAGCGGAUGAAGAGCUUCUCGGCUUUUACAGUCGCUGGGACCUGGUAUCCCAAUUGCAACCCUUGCCACCGUUUCAGAAGUUUUUAUUUUAAAAAGCACUGCUGGGUCAGCAGCGGCCGCAGAUUGGUGUUAAUAAGGCAUGAAGGUUGUUGCUAGGCAUUUUUUCCUAAGUGAUCACAGCCAUAGUGGAGUUGCAUCUUACCCAGGUUUAAUCCUUGGUGAGCAUAAUCCCAUUGCAUCUCACAUGUAAGGCACACUGGUGUGUGUGUGUGCCCAGAGUAUAGCUGGAUUGUAUUGUGCUAGAAAGUUCCAAAUCACAUUUGUCACAGGGAGAUGCUGUCUUUGAAAGGCCCCUGGGCAUUGAUUCCAUUUCAUUCUCAUCCUGGGUAUAUGUUUAUGGAAUAGAGUGUUGGGGAGAACCUUAUACCCUAUUUAAAUUGUCAUUUUUUUGCCCUCCUCCCUUGAAUGGCCAAAUACUUCAGUUAAUUGUGAGGAGGGCAUAGCUCCUCCAUACAAAGAUCAUAUUUUAAGAACUAAUAUAAGCACAUAUAGGUGAAUCACAUAAUUUUGGGUUGUAAUGGCUUUAGAAUCAUUGUGUUUGAGGGUCUUUAUCAUUUUGAGUUGUGAAUGUACAUCAGACCAGUGUAAAUACCCACAACUCCUUUCUCAUAGGUGGCCUUUUCCAUCAGAUCUAGGCAUGUUGCAGAAUUAAGUUUUUGAAAGGCUAUGGGGUUUCAUACAGUUUCUCAUCUGAUGUUUUAUUCCAAAAGCAAACUGCUAGGAGCAGCGUUGAGUGGCUGCCAUACUUUAGUGAACUAAAAUGGCUUUGAACAUCUUGACCACGUUUCUCUCGAGGAAACAUGGCGCGCUAACAGGAUGACCACCCGUUGCCCCACUCUUAACCCGCUCUGUGUGUUAUCCUAGGAUGGGGGGUUUGAAAACAGCGCCUUGUUUUUAAUCAGGUUUGUGUGUACUUCUCCACAUUUAAUUUAUAUGGCAAAAUAGGAGGUGGGAAGACUGAACCUUAGCUGUCAUACAUUCUGUUCUUGACCUGUGGCCACAAUAAAAUGUACUUGUACAUUUCCCUGUUACGUUGCUUGUGCACUCAUUGUCCCGGAGUAGACCCUCGUUGUCAGACGACCUCGUGGUAAGUGGACUGGAGUCUCUUCUGUGCCCUCUUAGCAACGCAGCUGCCUGAGAGCCGAGGUUUUUCUACUGGUUGUUACAGAGUCCUUUAAGGCAAAAUGUUCAUUACAUUCUCUUAGAUGUAUUUAGGAAGCUGAUGAUUUGAUUAAUCUUGUCUGGAUUACCUAUCUCUUGGGAAUAAUUUUAGCUAAGCAGGCUAUUUGAGAUUUGAUUUGGCAAGGCAAGACAUGACAGUGGAUUCUCUUUAUGAAUGAAAAAAAAUCCUUAUUUUGUAUAGAGAAAUUUUCUUUUUGUAACUAAUCAUUUUUAUUGGUAAACAUUGUAAAUUAAAAUGUACAACUUGACCAUUGUCUGUCAUAAGUUUCUCUACCUCUCCUUUGCUCCCUCUUUGAGAUGCUACGUC
This is a messenger RNA of Pteronotus mesoamericanus, 3090 nucleotides long. It is a transcript of the gene DERL1, whose product is annotated as derlin 1. The transcript is spliced from 8 exons. Gene Ontology annotation, cellular component: Hrd1p ubiquitin ligase ERAD-L complex; endoplasmic reticulum membrane. Gene Ontology annotation, molecular function: ubiquitin-specific protease binding; misfolded protein binding. NCBI's taxonomy places the organism in Eukaryota, Metazoa, Chordata, Mammalia, Chiroptera, Mormoopidae. The coding region runs from base 209 to 964 and encodes 251 amino acids. Gene Ontology annotation, biological process: endoplasmic reticulum unfolded protein response. The record is from RefSeq and is a predicted model, not a curated record.